Messenger RNA from Neolamprologus brichardi, 627 nucleotides. NCBI's taxonomy places the organism in Eukaryota, Metazoa, Chordata, Actinopteri, Cichliformes, Cichlidae. The record is from RefSeq and is a predicted model, not a curated record.
AUGGAGAGGCAAUCAUCAUCUCCUGCCAUGAACAGAACAACCAAAAUCAGCACAGAUGCAAAUGCUCCUUGUCCCGUAGGAGCUUUAACUUCUAGUCAUAAUUUGAACAGUGGAACAGUGUUGGAGAUGAUGGUCAGACCAGGAGAAAACAUAACUCUCUACUGUGACUGUAAAACUUCAACUGGAGAAUUCAUAGUGUGGUACAGGAAUUGCUCUCAUGAGAAACAACCUUCUCUUGUUCUAAAAACAAAGCUUGAGCAAAGACAAUAUAAACCAGGUAUUGAUUACCAAAACUUUCUAAAUCCAUUCCCUAAUUUCCAUCUUGUGAAAAAUCAUUCCUCUCAAUCCUAUGACCUGCUGAUCACAAACAUCACUGAUUCGGAUGAGGGCUUCUACUACUGUGGAACUGAACAGUCUAAGGUGAAGGAAAAAGAAACUAUUAAUCUUGAAUGCCUUUAUAAAUAUGGAAACCUCACCACAAAGAUCCUACUUUGUAAGUAUUCUAGUAAUGAAGAUGUGUGUUAUGCAGCACUGGAAAUCCAGCCAGUAUCUCAGAGACCAAAGAAGAGGAUCGCCCAGAGUUCAGAUUUCAGUGCCUACACAACCAUGAAUAGUUUUCACAUGUAA